This is a messenger RNA of Paramecium octaurelia, 1126 nucleotides long. NCBI's taxonomy places the organism in Eukaryota, Ciliophora, Oligohymenophorea, Peniculida, Parameciidae. The record is from the annotation of a GenBank genome assembly.
AUGAAAAAAUUAAUCACUCUCAAGUCCCUCAGUACUUUAUUUUUGUAGGAAAAAACAACAUUUACUCAGGAUUUAAGGGUAAAAUUGCAUUGGUCUAUUUCAAUUAAAAUGUAAAUGAUUGGGGAUUAUUAGAUGAGUGUCAUCGAUCUGGUUUAUCAAUUUCAAUAAUUUUCGAUGAAUAAUCCUUAAUUCCUGGAUGCUCAUAUUUUAUAAAUGCCAAAUGUAUUAAUUGUUUAGAGGGAUGGGAUUUUUUGGUACUAAGUAAUCAGUGUAUACCAAUUUGUGGAGAUAAUGUAAUAUAUGGAACAGAAGAAUAUGAUGACUGAAACUUAAUUCCUUUUGAUGGUUAUUUCAAUCGCAAAUUCUAGUGUGCCAACAAUUGUAAAUUAUGCGAAUUUGGAUAAUGCAUUUAAUGUUAAUUUGGUUAUAAGAUUUAAUCCUAGUUUUGUUAUCCUGUUUGUGGAGAUGAAUUAACUCUUUAUAGUGAAGAAUAUGAUGAUGGCAAUAUUGAAAAAUUUGAUGGUUUUUUAUAAGAGCAUAAUAUUUGCUAAAUAGAAUGUAAAUUUUGUUUUAAUUAAUUAUGCUUUUGAUGUUAAGAUGGAUGGUAAUUAAUUAGUAAUAAAUGUGAAUAAGUUUAUAAUGACAAUCUUUUGGCAAUAUUAUCAAUAGAAUAAUGUGAUAUUGAUGAUGAUAUUUAUUGUAAUGAUUGUUUGUAAUUAUGGCAAGAAAAUUGCAUAUAUUGCCUUACAUAUAAUCAAUGUGAAUUUUGCAGACAUCCAUUUGAAUUGGUCAAUGAAAUAUAUAAAUUAUACAAGGUAUGAUAUUUAUAUAAUAACGCUGGUGGAAUGUUCAAAUAAAUUUAAUCAAUCUAAAAAUUAUAUAUCUAUUUUACUUUAGAGAUCCUGUAGACAUCUUGUUCUUAGAGUUGAAUUAGAGAAAUCCACUAUUAUUAAUGAACUAAAUUAAUAUUUUUUGGAUAAUAGGUAAGUAAUCAACCUAGUAAAUCUUUUUUUUUUUUGUGAUAUCCAAAGCUAUUAUUAAGAUGCUACCACGAUCUUCUAAGAUCUUUAAUUUAAACUUAAAAUAAUAAUAUGAUUUAGAAAUAGAGAAGGAAACUAGAUAUUGA